Messenger RNA from Diorhabda carinulata, 1858 nucleotides. Its product is annotated as protein nessun dorma. Lineage: Eukaryota; Metazoa; Arthropoda; Insecta; Coleoptera; Chrysomelidae. The transcript is spliced from 2 exons. Bases 90 to 1730 code for a protein of 546 amino acids. Gene Ontology annotation, biological process: male meiosis cytokinesis; spermatogenesis. The record is from RefSeq and is a predicted model, not a curated record.
AGCUUAAGUACUUGAAAAGAAAAAGUGACAUCUGCCAAAUUUAAAAGUUAACGUUUUAAAAAUUUCUAUUUUACACGGUUGCAAUAAUAAUGGAUUCAAUAAUAACAUUCGAUAAAAGUUAUCAACAACGUUUUAUAGAGUUUGAUGAAGUAUUGUCAGAUUAUAACGUUGUGCCGUCUUCUCAAUUAAAAAAGCAGUGGGGAUUUUUUAUCGACCUUACAGUAGAUAAAAUAGGCUGGCAGGCUAUUUGGAAGAUUCCCAGGUUAAAAUGUGAAGCCUUAAAUAUCCCCUUUCCAUCAGUGGUUCUCGUUUUAAUUCUGACUAUAAACACUGAACAAUUGAAAGCUUUAGUGAGGGUGUUGGCUAUACAAGGUGAUAUUAAUAUUCCGGAAAAAAAUUGGGUACCUCUUACUCAACUUUGGCCUACUGAAGAACAAGAUAAGAGCAUCGCUAUAGAUUUGAAUCAAACGGCAAAUUCCAUGGAUAUGUUGAGAUUUUUUUAUUUGUAUUUAUACAUGCCUUGGGAUAGAGAGGAAGACGACAGCGUUGAUUGGAAAGAAACCCAUUUGGAAAGUAGAUUAAGAUUUUAUUACGAUUUGAAAAAUGGUAAAAUUCCACGAGCUGUUGCCGAACAUAUUCAUUGUUUAUUAACUGAAGCUAGAAGGUUACAAAAUAAACGAGAUUUAAUAGAAGAACAGUUGAGUAAAGAAGAAGACGAAGUUGGGGAUAAAAAUAGAGAUAGUUUCGAUAAAAAAACAAAGUGUUUGAUGGAAAUUCACGUGCGUUUAUUACAAAUUCGUCCAGAUAUCGAGAUUGCCGAAAAUCCACUACUUCGUAAUGUAAUUAUAGAAAAAUAUUCUCAUUUAGAUCAGAUUUCUAAAAACGUAGACGCUCAAAUUUGGUUGAUAUUUGAUGAAGGUACUGCCGAGCAGCAUGUUAAGUACUUGAAAGAAGUGGAAUCUUUAUAUCCGAAAGAAAAUUUGAAAUUUUCCACGAAUUUAGCGGCGAAAUUAGAAACAGGUAAUCCCAAGGAUAUUUAUGUUUUAAACGAAACUAAUCACAAGAUUCUAACGACUGGUGCUUUAGAAAAAGGCGGAACUUUGCGAGGAAUCGGGGCUACAGAUAAAGUGGUUAUCACAUCGAAUAUUGAAGAUGUGAUGUUAGAUUUCAAGGGAAACGAAGUGAAUUUGGUGAAUUUAACUAUAGACGCCAAAACGGCCCAAUGCGCAAUACUAGUUAGACAAGGCAAAUGCGUUUUGAAAAAUUGCAAGAUAAUUGGUAGAGGCAAUUCUUCAAUUUAUCAGGGAAUUAUAGUUUUGAAAGGGGCUCGAUUGGAAUUGGAAAAUUGUGAAAUUACGGGAUUUUCAACAGCUAUUAUCGGAAAUUCGGGAUCGUUUUUAAGUGUUAAAAAUUGUGAUGUGCACCAUUCCGAUGCUGGUUUUAAAAUAUUUGAUGAAUGCGAAAUUAAAUUAGAAGAAACCUUGAUUAGGGAAAGUAUGGAAUUUGGGUUUAUUCUAGAAACCAAUAAAGAGAAUAACCAAAUCGGAGAUUUCGGUAAAUUAAAAGAUUUACCAUUUGUUGAAUCCAGUGGCGUAACUGGUGUUAAUAAUGGAAGAGGGGACGUGGCAAUUUUACAAAAACCCAAAUUAAAACCUGUUGAAGAUUUAUUUUCGAAUCCUGACCACGACCCCACCAUUAUAGAAUCGGAUGAUGAAGAAAUGUUGCUUUAACUUUUUUUAAAUCAAAUGUAUUUUUUUAACUUUCUGGUUGUUUAAUUAUUUUUUUUUCGUUAUUUUCAGUGCUCACUGUAUUUACAGCUAUUUUUCUGUUAUUAACAAUUUAAUAAAUAUAUUUAACA